AUGUUUAUAUCGGUGUUUUUCCACCUCUACUUAGUAGCCCAACACGAAAAUUAAUUUCUUUUCAAUUAAACUGAUUUUAUGCUAAAUUUCUUUGCAAAACAAAACAUAUUUGUGCAGUAAUUAAGGAAUAUAGCACGGGCCUUCCACGUUCCUAAUUCGACGACCCCCAAAAGCGAGUUUGCGUUGUCAAACAUACCCCAGACCGGUGCCGACAUUUUCUUGCCUGAUUAAAGUGUGGGAUUUUCUUGCCUGAUUAAAGUGUGGGGUUUUCUCCACCCAUUCCCUUUGCUUUGUGAAGAGGCCUUAAGUUGAGAUGGUGUAAAGCGAAAUUGGCGGAGCUGCAAAAAUGAAUUUCGAGUACAUUGGCCAUGCGCUGGGCUUCCACGGCCAGCCGCUGCAAAAGAUCUGGGACGAUGAGCGGGGCAUCGACGAUUUGCGGCUGAUGGGCCUCACCCAGGUUAACUAUGGCGUCUACCAGGAGCGCCAGAAGUUCUUCACCUUCCAGGAGCGGGCCAAGCGGCUCAAGAUGCACCAGUUUCUGGCUCGGAAGGCCACCGAUCUGUACGAUCGCAGUCUGGUGGCCAACGUUAUGGAGGAUUCGGUGGUGGCCCAAGGCAACACCUAUAUGCCGCAGCUGCCGCCCUUCGAGUUCUUCCUCAAUGUAAAGGACAAACGCAAGGGUUGGGCCCACCGCCUGGCUGCCCUGAAGCAAGGCGACGUCAUCUACACCCAGGUGACACGGCUGGCCAAUGGCAACCGGCUGAUGGUGAAGCCACUGUGCACCGCCGAGCCCAAGCACGCCUACCUAGCCGACAUGCCCAUCAAGGCCAUGAUUUUACAGGACUAUUGGGGUCCGCUGCCCUUGGACAAACAGGGCAAUGCGCGCACUUUUGCCCUUAAUGACAUCCUGCGCUGCGAGAUCAACAUCAUAUCUGCGGAUACCGAGCGUCUCACUCUGAACAUGAUUGGCAUGUUCAACAAAUCGCCGGAAUUGAAGUUUGGUUUAUGCGACCUUAACGAGUUGCCCAAGUAUUAUCGUAAAAUCCACAAUCUUGAACAUCCUUCUGUGAAACACUACGAGGAUGAGCUAAACGCUGCCCUGGAGUUCGAAAAUCCCAACUACGAUUUGCUGUUCCAGCUAAAUGGCUUGCAGCCCAAUGAGAAUCUCUCGCUAAUGGGGCAUUUGAAGGGCGGAUUCCCGGAGGCGGAGAACGCAGCAGAGCUGCGCCAGAAGCAGGCAUCCCAAUGGGCCUUCCGCUCCGUGGCUGAUGGCAUCGAACACUUUAAGAACGGCCAACAGGUCGAGGCCUUUCAGUGCCUGAACAAAGCUCUGAACAUUGAUCCGCGCAAUGUUGAGGGUCUGGUGGCCCGCGGUGCCCUCUACGCGAACCGCGGAAACUUCCUCAAGGGGCUGCAAGACUUUGAGAAGGCCCUGCACCUCAACAAGUACCACGUGAACGCGCGCAAGUAUAUGGGCGAAACGCUGGUGGCCCUGGGUCGCAGCUAUGAGGAGGAGAACCGCAUUCCCGAGGCGGUCAAGGCAUACAGCGACUGUCUAAAUCUGCUGCCACAGCACGAGGAGGCGCGUCAGUCCUUGGACGCACUGCAGCGAAGUGGUGACGGUAAGAAUAGACUAAGCACCGAGCUUAUCAACCUGACCGGUAACCACUCGUCGGACGAAUCCAGCUCAUCCAGUGCCAGUGAAAGUGAAAGCGAGGAUCAGGCUGGCAAGGCUAAGAGCAACAUUAGUCAGCCCUUCUAUGCCCAAAACCAGAUUCAACCACCGGGGGAGGAAAAGUUGGCCGUCAUCGAUGCCCAGAAGGCCAAUGAAUUCCGUCUGGAUGACGAUGAGACCAUGUCCAGUGUGCGGAAGCUCUUACGCGAGGCCAGCAAGCACAAGAAGGCCAAGAAGAAGGGCAAGAAAAAAAAGGACAAGAAGGAGAGGAGGAGGUCCAAGACCAAGUCUGUGGACGAGGAUCCCAUGGAACUCCUCAAGAAGAUGGAUUUUCAGGAGGCCUUCAGGCUUAUGAACAGCGCCAGUAGCGAGACGGAACUUAAGGCCAAGAUCAAAAACUAUUUACAAGGAGCCAACAAAGGAGGAGACUCACCGCCACCUGCUCCGCCGCCGAUGAAAAAAACACCAGCGCCAUCAAAAAGAUCUAACUUUGACACCAUGGGACCCAGCACAUCGCGUCAUGCGGCCGCCGCUUCUGGAUUGGGAUUCGAACAUCCUCCGGCGGCGCCCAAAUACCAUGAGCAAAAGAAACCGCCGGAGCCGGCGCCUAAGCUCUCUUUUCAGAUCAAGAAGCGACCGCUGCAGAUGGACAAGCUGGGAAUGCUUCGUCUGGCAGCGCCAGCGGAACCCUUGAGAGGUGGUCGGAGCAGCAGCUCGCGCAGCCGGAGUCGGAGUAGAAGUCGCUCGCGAAGUCGCUCGCACCAUCGUCGUCGUGGCAGGAGUUCGCGUUCGCGGCACAGGAGCAGCCGGCGUCGUGGGUCGCGUUCUGACUCCCGAUCCAGGUCGAGAAGCAGGUCGCGAUCGCGCCGCCGCCGCAGCUUUUCGCGUUCGCGAAGUCUCUCGCCACGCCGAUAUGGCAACCGCUUUGUGGUUAGGCGCUACGACAGCCGCCGAGAUCGCCGUUCGCGAUCAUUCCAUCGCCGCAGGACGCCAUCGCCCUUCGUGCCGAGGCGUUCGCCCUCGCCCUUUAAGUCCCGCCGGACGCCCUCUCCGUUUGUGCCCCGACGCACGCCUUCGCCCGCGACCCGCAAUCGCCGCUCCCGCAGUCGGUCCCGUUCACGUUCCCGCAGCCUGAGUCCGCGCCGCCACCAAUCCCGCUACCCACCGAGGGGUAGGGGCCGUGGGCGUGGCUCUGCCGUGCCUAACCGCAGCAAGUACUCCUGGUAUAACCAUGAUACACGCAGCGUUUCCCGCGCCGUGGAGACACCAAAUGGCAAGGAGGAGAAGAACCCAUCGACUGCUCCGUCGGAGAAAAGCGUUCCAAAUGAGGGAAAAGGCAGUGGAAAAGCCGUGGUCGAUGCCGAGUCCAGCGUCGAACAAGUGGACCCAAUGAUCAAGGAGCGCAAAGAGGGCCAUGUGGAGGCCACCCAGGAGGUCAAGGACUAAAAUCAUUGACGCCCACACGUACUACGAGUGUUAAGUUUCCUUUUAGCUGAUAACAAACAUUUGAUUUUGAUAUGCUAACUUGUAAAACCGGAUGUGUUCUCCAAACACUAAAUAAAAAAGCUUUCGAAGCGAAUUUC
Drosophila gunungcola (fruit fly) is the source of this 3258-nucleotide messenger RNA. Its product is annotated as tetratricopeptide repeat protein 14 homolog. NCBI's taxonomy places the organism in Eukaryota, Metazoa, Arthropoda, Insecta, Diptera, Drosophilidae. The transcript has 7 exons. Gene Ontology annotation, molecular function: protein binding. The coding region runs from base 347 to 3121 and encodes 924 amino acids. The record is from RefSeq and is a predicted model, not a curated record.